AGAUCGUGUGAAUGACGUCAGCGACAAAAUCGAAAAAAAUUACGAAAUCAUUGUUCUGAAAAGAAUACAAUACCAUAGAACUUUUUAUUUUUCAUUCAUGGUGCAACUUAGGCUAUAUAAAUAAAAAAACUCAACAUGUCUCUGUCAGAUUAUGAGUUAGCUCUUCGACUUCAAAUGCAAGAAGAUGAAAAAACUGCUUCACCAAAGAACGAUAAUACACAUAAAAAACCAGCAAAAAAUAUUUCGAUUAUUGAUUCAGAAUGGGAAACCAUUGAUCCAACGCCAGAUAUUCAUGGAAUGUUUGUAGAAUUUAAUAAGAGAUAUUUUUGGAAUAAACUGGGUGCUUGUGAAGUAUCUUGGAGCCAGAGAAUGACUUUAUGUGCUGGUCUCUGUCGCUACGAAGGAAGAGGUCGACUUUGUUCAAUUAAAUUAUCAGUUCCCUUGUUAAAGUUAAGGCCACGAAAGGAUCUAGUAGAAACCUUACUGCAUGAGAUGAUACACGCUUAUUUGUUUGUUACUGAAAAUAAUCGAGACAGAGAAGGUCAUGGACCCGAAUUUCAAAGUCAUAUGAGAAGAAUAAACCAGGAAACAGGGACUAACAUCACUAUUUAUCAUAGUUUCCACAAUGAAGUUGAACUUUAUCGUCAACACUGGUGGAGGUGUGAUGGUCCAUGCAAAGACAGAAAACCUUUUUUUGGUUAUGUUAAAAGAGCAAUGAACAGAGCUCCAGCUCCAAGAGAUCCUUGGUGGAACGACCACAAAGCAUCAUGCAAUGGUACAUUUCAUAAAGUAAAAGAACCUGAGAAUUAUUCAAAAAAGAAAGAAUCUAAGAACGCCCUAUUGGGAAAAGCUCAGCCAACUAUUAGCUCUUUAUUUAAGAAAAAUGAUAAGAAAAAAACUGUUCCAUCUCCAAGCAAAAAUUCUGUCCCAAGCAAUGAUGCAAUUGGGGAAAAUGCUCAAAAGAAGAGCCCCAUUGCAGCUUUCAAAGGAAAGGGACGUAAGCUAACUGAUGAUUCCAGGCAUAUUGACGUCAAAAGACGACGAAUACCUGGAUUAUUUGAUCCAGAAGAAGACAAAGAAUUAAACGAAAUAAACUCUGUAUUUGAUUCAGACUCAGAUGAUGACAGUUUGGAUAGGAUUCUCGAAGAGAGAAGAAAACAAAUAGACAAUAAAAUGAAGCUAAAAGAAAACAAAAAACAGUCAAAAGAAACUUUAAAAAGAAAAUCUGAUGACGAAAUAAAAAAUUCUAAACGACCCUGCAUUUGGUUAGAUGAGGAAGCUUCGACUUCCGAAAACUUAUACUCUAGUUUUGGUUCUGUUUCUGUAACGGAUAAUUCUCCUUUCACAUGCGACUGUCCAGCAUGUGGUAUGAAAAUUAUUGAAACAUAUAUAAAUCAACAUUUGGAUGAAUGCCUCAAAAUGACUUAG
Dimorphilus gyrociliatus is the source of this 1428-nucleotide messenger RNA. The record is from the annotation of a GenBank genome assembly. Lineage: Eukaryota; Metazoa; Annelida; Polychaeta; Dinophilidae.